UCAAUCGGAUAAUAGCCUACUAGCUACUCCAGUAGGCUGGUUGACCCUCUUGUAUAUUAUAAUGCUUGGAGCGUAGCAAAAAGUAAAAAUGUUGCGGAUCCACGGCUUUGGGACGGGCUGAGUUGAGUCAGCGUUGUUGAUUGUAGAUUAAAUAACCGACAUUUGCCCCCAAACCACUGGAGGUUUUAUUUAUUUCCAUAGGCUGGGUCCCUGAGUUCUCCAUAGUAUUGCCAGCUCCUCAGCCUCCCCAUGCCUCCGUCUCCCCUCGACGACAGAAUUGUGGUGGCGCUGCCAAGGCCUAUCCGACCUCAGGAACUCCGACUCUGCCUGGAUACCACCAGCUACCUGGACGCGGUCGCCGUCGCGGCCUCCGCGACCUCCACCACCACCACCGCCAGCGACGCGCACACCAAGACGACGGUCAUCAGCACCACCGUGGUGAAGAUCCGGGCGACCAACCUCACGUAUAUGCCCUCGUCCAGCGGCUCCACGCGUUCGCUGACGUGUGGAUGCAGCAGUGCCAGCUGUUGCACGGUGACCACCUACGAGAAGGACGGCAGCCGGCCGCAGCCCGCCCAUCACCCGAGCCAGCAGGUCAGCGCGUCCAGCCCCGACCUCAGCUCCAACGCCGGUGGCUAUGGAGGCCCCAGCGGCGCCCACCUGCCCAGCCCUACCUCCCCCAUCGUCGGGCACGGCGAGGCCCUGAGUGCCCCCAGCCUCACCUCGGGGGCACCCAGGUCCGCCUACCGGGUGAUCCACCCCAAUGAGCUGGCCGACAAGAUGACCCGCUGUCCCAUGGGCCACCCGGUGGGGCCCGUUCCGGUCAUCAUCGACUGCCGGCCCUUCAUGGAGUACAACAAGAGCCACAUCCAGGGUGCCGUGCACAUCAACUGCUCGGACAAGAUCAGCCGCCGGCGCCUGCAGCAGGGCAAGAUCACCGUGCUGGACCUCAUUUCCUGCCGGGAGGGCAAAGACUCCUUCAAGGGGAUUUUCUCCAAAGAGAUCGUGGUGUACGACGAAACCACGGCCGAGCCGGGUCGGGUCACCGCCUCCCAGCCCCUGCAUGUCGUCCUGGAAUCCCUGCGGAGGGAAGGGAAGGACCCCAUUGUCCUAAAAGGGGGCCUCAGCGCGUUCCGGCAGCAUCACGAGGGCCUGUGCGAACACUCGCUGCACCUGCACCAGGAGGGCAUGGACGGCGUGGGGGUGGGCGCCGUGGGCCUGUCGGGGGGGCUACCUCACUCGCUGCCUUCCACCCCCGACAUCGAGAACGCCGAGCUCACGCCCAUCCUGCCCUUCCUCUACCUGGGCAACGAGCACGACGCCCAGAGCCUCGACCAAAUGCAGCGCUACAACGUCGGCUACGUGCUCAACGUCACCACGCACCUGCCGCUCUACCAUUACGACCUCGGCCUCCUCUGCUACAAGCGUCUGCCGGCCACCGACAGCAACAAGCAGAACCUGCGCCAAUACUUCGAGGAGGCCUUCGAGUUCAUUGAGGAAGCUCACCAGGCUGGUCAGGGCGUCCUCAUCCACUGCCAGGCAGGUGUGUCGCGCUCUGCCACCAUCGUCAUCGCCUACCUGAUGAAGCACUCCUGGAUGACCAUGACGGACGCCUACAAGUUCGUCAAGGCCCGGCGGCCCAUCAUCUCGCCCAACCUCAACUUCAUGGGCCAGCUGCUGGAGUUCGAGGAGGACCUGAACAACGGCGUGACGCCGCGCAUCCUCACGCCCAAGCUGGUCGGCGUGGAGACCAUGGUGUAAGCCGGACGACGGCCGGAAAGUCGCGGCCAUGUUGGAUUUUUUUUCCCACUCUCUCUUCUUUGCUCUUGUUGCGGGCGAUUCACCGCGUCCUCUCUUUUUGCUCUCCUCCUUUUUGGAGAGAAAAGCCUCAAAGCCUCUCUCUCUCGUUUGGAAGUGCCAAACGCUUUGGGCACCAUCUCUCCGCCCUCUCGAGAGAAAGAUAAAGAGAGAGGGAGAAAAAGGAGAGACAGAGGGAGAGAGAGAGAGAGAGAGAGAGAGAGAGAGAGAGAUAGGGAAGUGAGAGAGGGAGCUUCAAAGGGCUCCACUUCUCAUUUUUUUUUUUUUUUUGUUUCUUUUUUUUUUUUUAUCUGGGCACGAGAGUGUUAAGAUGGCGGACAGCAGAAGAGUUGAGUCCACGCCCAAACGGCCCGCUGUUUAGACCUGGCCACUGCCCAGGAACACGGGGUGGGAGAGACAGGGCCGUUGGAUCAGAGGAAGACGUAUCUCUGUGUGACCACAGAUGGAGGCGAGCAAAAGAUUGAGGAGGGCAAAAGAGAAAGAUAACAAACGAACAAACUAACAAUGUUUGAUUUUCCAAAACAUACAUACACACACACACACACACAGAGAAAAAGAAGACAACCAAAAAGCAAACAGAUUAUUCAGUCAGUCAGUCGGCCCCCCCCACCACCACCGCCACCAGUUUCGCCCUCCCUCCUUACGCAGUGCGAGAGACUGCAGGGUGUGCGUAUCCAUUCUGUUUCUCUAAGCUGCUGGUGCGGGCUCGGGCCCAAGGGAGCAGGGGGGACAGCCGUGGUGUUUGCCUGUCAGAAAAGAUGAAGACUUGUUUGGUGUGUUCGUCCUCUCAUUCUAUUUUUAUACAAAAGUUUACUGGGGUGACCAUGACGAGCUCGCCGAGGCUCUCGGUGCAAUAAUUUCAGAGUGGAAUGCUAUCAGGCGCUAAUGUGUAUAUAUGGGUGAUGAUUUAACAUUUUCCAUCUCGCCAGCGAAUGACAAAAAAUAUAUAGAGAUAUAAAUAUAUACUUUGUCUUUUUUUUUUGUUAUUAUUGUAAUAUUCUAUAUGCCUUUUGGAAACAUACUAUAUAUACCUGCACCAGAGGGACUGGCACAGGUGUAUACAAAGGAAACAUAAUAAUUAACAUUUUUAGUAUUUGCUUAUUUUUGUUUCACUGCUGUCCCUGUACACUUUCAUUUUGCUGACUCUAUAAAAAAAAAAAAAAACAUGAAACCUCUUGAAUUUUGUCUGUGUAUUUCAGUAAUUGCUUGCAUCUUUCAUAUCCACCAUGUUCCAUCUCUAUCAGUCCCUAUCAAGUCAUCUCUUAAUUUGUCCCUCCAGGCCACCGUACCAAUCCAGAAAAUGGAAUGUUAUCUAACACAGGAUGACAGUUUCUAUUAAGUAGCUAACGUUUGUCAAUACUGAAGAGAUCACUGGCCUAUUCUUUAAAACAAAUGACUCUUUCCAGUGUGUUUGCUUGUUGAGGGAUUUUGGUUGAAUACAGUAUAAGUUUAAAGUUCGCCAUAUUGGUUAAAAAACACAUGUUCAAAACAUGUGUCAUGGUGCAUGUUAACCAAAAAGAAAACCUGUUAACAUUACACCCAUCGUAAGGAUGUAUUCAGCAUCAAUAUCUUCAUCAACAUCGUCAUCUAAUAGCUAAAAGUUCCUUUGUUCAUAGUUUCAUAAACAUUGCUUUUGCUCAUGUCUUACGUUUAUUGUGUGUGAGUGUACGUGUGUGUGUGUGUAUGCGUGUGUAAGUGUUUAUGUGCCUCAUUCUAAUGGUUGUCUGUGUGAAUAUGAUGACUGUGUCUAUGUGUUUCUCUGUCGGUUCAUAACUGAAAUGUUUUUUGCCCCUUCUUGACUUUCUUUGUGAUUUACAAUCACAAGCUAAUUUGAAACAAAUGUGAGGGCUCUGACAUAACUGCAAACUGAGCUGCUGGCUUUGACCCAGAGGAUGUUGUUUUUGAGGGCAAUAUUAUUGUAGUUGAUGAAAAUCAAGUACAGUAACCUCCCUUUUGCUAAUCUUCCCUAGUGUCGCCGCUAAGCUAAGCUAAGUCAAGGUCCUCAGCACACAGAGUUAGUGCCUCGACCAGUGCCUUAAAGUCAUGUAUAUCCACUCAGACUGAGCUGGGGAGGUCAGUGUCACAAAGACACGCCGAAAUUGUGCAAGUAUGCCUUCUUUUUAAAAUGUUUUUAUGAAAAUAUAACAGAGGCUAAAUUUGGCUAGCACAAAUCCAGUAGGCCUGCCAUGGAUCACAUCAGUCCCACAGCAAUUGUAUCUGUGAAAGUGACAACGAGGGUUGCAUUUCUCAAAAGUGUUAUUGUGCCACAACCGAUAUCAACUGAUGGACUACUGUUAGUGUUGUUAGUGGUUCACGUUAUCUCACUCUUACUGUGGUUGUUGCUCAAUGAUGCCUUUCAGGACACACAACCCUGAGCUAUUGUGUAACAUUUGGUUGUGGUGACAUUGCUUUACAAUAUAUUCCCUGCUUUGUAGCAUUUUCCCUUAUGAAUAUGAUGUAUACAUACAUUUAAAUUGUCACAUUCUACAUUUAUGCACAUACAAGAGCUAUGGAAUCGGUUACUUUUCCCUGAUUUAGAAUGGCAAUGUCAUAAAAAGGAAUAUUUUAUGACAACAUCUAGAUAUAAAGUCCUCUUAUCACAGACAACAACAACAAUUGUACCAAAAUAGUCUAAAUAACAAAACAAUACAAAUUAUAUUUGUCAAUUUUCAAAGCAGAGCUAGAUACAGUAUUUUACAUCUUUAUUCUAGGCAGAGCUGAAUCCUACGCGUGUGGUGCAAAUGUUUUGCCUGUUGUCUGUAUAUAACUUAUUAUUCAUAAAUUCAUGUUAAAAUAUACCUUACCAGAAAUGUUCAGAUUCAUUGUUGAGCAUUUCUUACUGAAAUACAUUUACGUCUCACUGCAUAUAGCCAAUGUUAAGAGGGCUUAUGGAAAAUAAUGACUGAAACAUUUUUGGACUACAACUGUUGAAUGCUGUCAAAAGCAUAGCAUUAACUCUACCAAUAAUGACCUACUGUUACGCACAAAACGUUAAAAUAUUUUGAACAAAACUCAGACUUGUUUCUUGUCUCACAUCUCACACAGUGAGUGCUGUUAUUGCCGUAAGUCAUGAUUGUUAUGACAUGUAACAUUACGUAAUGCUUCUGACAGCAGUAGCCAAGCUUCAGUGGAGGUCCAUAUUCAGGCAUGUGCAGAGCUAUUGAAUGUUCCCUUUCAAAGACACCACAGUCAGACUGCACUAAACAACUCCACCGAUCCAGUUUAUGCAGGUGCCCCUAUCCUUGCCAAAAGUUGAGCCUAUGCUGAGUGCAGAUUACAAUGUUAUACAGACCUGCAAAGCCUUGCAGUGUAGUGGUUUGAGCUUAUUGUGUGUUAUUUUAACACAAGGAUAUAAAAGAUUCCCAUCUGCAAAACUACAUCAGCACACUGACCAUUAUUUGUCCAUUUUAACAGGCUGUAAUUCCCUUCACAUCCAGACUCCUCCAUAUCCCACCUGUCCAUUCUGUGAGCACAAGAGAAAAUGUGUGUGUGCGAGCGUGCGUGCGUGCGUGCGUGCGUGCGUGCGUGCGUGCGUGCGUGCGUGUGUGUGUGUGUUUAUGUGUGUAUGUUAGUGUUAUUUUUAUGAUCACUGAGAUGCGCUGUUAUUUUUGAGAUCUUGAGAAUAUAUAAGUAUUUUUUUGUGUUCCAAAGUGUAUAAAAGAGUUCUCUGGGAUGCUUUUGUGUGCAUAUCUUGUUGGAGUAUGUGUUCUGUGUCUAAGACCUUGGUAAUACACUGUUAAAUUAGCCUUCUUCCUUUCCCUAUGUGUUAAAACUGCUUCAAAGAUGCAAGAGGUUUUAUUUUGCAGCUGUGAGUCUCUCACCUGACAUCUGCUUAUAAUCCUACUAUGAGAUGAUGGUCAUCAUCAUGCAACAAACAUGCUGUGUGUGUGUGCCUGUUUGUCAGCGGUUUGAUAUCUCCACUGUUAUUUCGUUUGGCACUUUCUUUCUAUGCAUACAUCCAUCACUAUUUUUGCACUGAGCCCAAAGUACACAUAGGUGCUAUAACGUUGGAGGCCUUCUGUCACCUUUUUGCAUGACCUGCUCAAUAUCUCCCCAGACAUUAUGUAUCCUACCCCGUACUUAAACUGUCGGAAGUUUAAGCAAUGUAAUUUUUGUUACCUUGUUAAACCUUCCUUGUGAGGUUUUAAAUAAACAACAACAUGGCUUAUGAA
Molecule: messenger RNA, 5990 nt
Organism: Sardina pilchardus (European sardine)
Lineage: Eukaryota; Metazoa; Chordata; Actinopteri; Clupeiformes; Clupeidae
Gene: dusp10
Product: dual specificity phosphatase 10
Exons: 4
Coding region: 250-1761 (503 amino acids)
Biological process (GO): protein dephosphorylation; negative regulation of JUN kinase activity
Cellular component (GO): cytoplasm
Molecular function (GO): MAP kinase tyrosine phosphatase activity; protein tyrosine/threonine phosphatase activity; MAP kinase tyrosine/serine/threonine phosphatase activity
Source: RefSeq, a predicted model, not a curated record